Messenger RNA from Hippocampus comes (tiger tail seahorse), 543 nucleotides. RefSeq names its product SRA stem-loop interacting RNA binding protein (gene slirp). Gene Ontology annotation, molecular function: RNA binding. The record is from RefSeq and is a predicted model, not a curated record. The transcript has 4 exons. The coding region runs from base 48 to 347 and encodes 99 amino acids. NCBI's taxonomy places the organism in Eukaryota, Metazoa, Chordata, Actinopteri, Syngnathiformes, Syngnathidae.
AAGUUCCACAUUGCUUCCGAGGUCAAAGUUUCAAUUCAGGUCAGAACAUGGCGACGUCGUCGAGAAAAGUGUUUGAGGUUUUUGUAUCAAAGGUCCCAUGGACAGUUGCUGGCAAGGAGAUGAGGGAGUACUUUGGACAGUUUGGACAAGUUAAAAGGUGCCUACUACCAUUUGAUAAAGAAACUGGCUUCCACAGAGGAUUCUGUUGGGUGGGUUUCAGCACAGAGGAGGGACUGAACAAUGCACUGCAGAAAGAGCCACACUUACUGGAGGGAGUUAAGCUUCAGGUUCAGAAGAACCAGCGGCCAUUUUCUGGACGGAAGUCAAACAAAAAUGAAAAUGAGUGAAGCACCCAUUGUGUCCCUCCCCGUGAUCUCCUGGAAAAGUUAUUUUGUGUGUGUGUGUUAACAUCUAUGUGUUAUACUGAUUCUUUGUGAGCCUGAGUAUCUCUGAAUAGUUUUUAGUUCUUUCUCUCAUGUCAAUACAAUGUACUGCAUUUCUUGUUUCCAAUGUACAUCAAUUAAAAAAAGUAAUUCAAACCCA